AUGGAUUCUGGAGAUGAAUUGAGUGGGUAUGGUGUUGAUGAUGAAGUUUCGUAUGGUUCUUCGGGGGAAAAACGUAAAAGGCCAUAUUUUAGGCACUCUCCCGACCAAAUCCAAGUUCUUGAGACACAAAUUAAAUUUUGGUUCCAAAACAGAAGAACCCAAUUUAAGACACAACAAGAAAAAGUGGAGAACGAGACAUUGAAAGAGGAGAGUGAAAGACUGGGAACGGAGAACAGGAUGCUGAGGGAAGCAGUUGCAAAUCCAUACUGCUCCAAUUGUCUGGGAAUCGCAUUGACACCCGAGGAACAAUCCAGGCAGCAGUUUUAUCACACCAUGCUCCGUCAAAAUCUCAUCCUCCACAAUGACUACCAGCGUUUACGUGACAUGAUGGCAUUAAGGAGAGCUCCAGGAUUUGGCUUCUAA
Oldenlandia corymbosa var. corymbosa is the source of this 423-nucleotide messenger RNA. Lineage: Eukaryota; Viridiplantae; Streptophyta; Magnoliopsida; Gentianales; Rubiaceae. The record is from the annotation of a GenBank genome assembly.